Molecule: messenger RNA, 714 nt
Organism: Humulus lupulus (European hop)
Lineage: Eukaryota; Viridiplantae; Streptophyta; Magnoliopsida; Rosales; Cannabaceae
Exons: 1
Coding region: 1-714 (237 amino acids)
Source: RefSeq, a predicted model, not a curated record
AUGGUGGCAGAAGACUGGUUGAAGUCAGUAGAAGUCAUCUUUGAUCACAUGGAGUUGAAAAACCAGCAGAGGGUUUCAUGUGCAGCUCACCUACUCAAGUUGGACGCAAGAAUAUGGUGGGGUGUGGUAAAGCAGACUCAUGACUUGAAUACAAUGACCUGGGCAGACUUUAUUCAGGCAUUUGGCAAGAAGUACUAUAGUGCGGCUGUAUUGGCAACAAAGGUGGACGAGUUUGUGACUUUGGUUCAAAGGAACCUUUCUAUUACCAACUAUGCACAGAAGUUUGACAGGUUGGUUAGGUUUGCACCUGAGAUUGUACCAACUAAAGCCAUACGGGUCCAAAGGUUUAUGAGGGGACUUAAGCCAAUGAGUGUUAGAGAUGUCAAUACAACCAUUGCUGAGGUGGUUAGUUAUGCUGAGGUGUUGGAUAAGGCACUUGAAGCGGAAUACUUGGAGGACCGUAUGUGGAAGGACAGUGCUGCAAGAAGGGAGGUCAACAGAAAUAAGGGCUUCCAUGAGGGCAAUAAGAGGAAGGCCCAUAAAGGGCAGAGCAAUGGCAAUGACAAGAGGCCUAGACCCCCUGUCACAAAUAGCAAUAAUCACAACAAUCAUAAUCACCACAACAACCAUAACAGUCACAACAAUGAUCGUAACUGCAAAAAUCACCAGAACAACAAAGUUGAGCACCCCGGCUGCCCUAAAUGCUCACGAUGA